Molecule: messenger RNA, 5809 nt
Organism: Nothobranchius furzeri (turquoise killifish)
Lineage: Eukaryota; Metazoa; Chordata; Actinopteri; Cyprinodontiformes; Nothobranchiidae
Product: BRD4-interacting chromatin-remodeling complex-associated protein
Biological process (GO): positive regulation of DNA-templated transcription
Cellular component (GO): SWI/SNF complex
Source: RefSeq, a predicted model, not a curated record
UCCUUCUCCUCCUCCUCCUCCUUCUCCUCUGGAGUUGGUCCAAGUAGCUGGGGAGAGAGAAGUCGGGGCCUAGGUUGCUGCCUCUGCAACCCAACCCAACAGACAAGCGAAGGAAAACAGAUGGAUGGAUAGUUGUUUCUGAUUAUCACUUUAGAAACAGAAUUUAUAGUUUCACACAUAAUCAAAACUUUGAGAUAAAGGUCAUCCAACUCACAUUUUUACCAUUUUGGAUCAUUUUCCUCCAAGUGAGCUCAGACGUAUCUCUUUACGGUACAGAAGAUCCCUUUCCUCCUCUCAGCUCUGUGCUGAACAUCCAAAUAUUGACGUUUUUAAUUGCAUCUGAGAAUGCAUCUUCACAUUCAUGAACUCCGGGACUGAAAAAGAAAUCAAUGAAACGCAGCUAAACGUGUGGCUGUAUGAAGGGAGCAGGAGAUGCUGGAGGCGUCCCCGCCUGAUGGAGCGCAGGAGGCGGUCAGCCUCCUCAUGCAGCGCGGCUGCUGAAGCUGGGUCCUUCUCUCAAGUGUGUGCGUGCGUGCGUGCGUGUGUGUACCUUUGUGUUAUGCUCGCAGUCUGUGUUUCUCACACCCACUCCCCCCACCCCGUCCCCCUACCCUACCCCUCCACCCCCUCUCCUCCUUUUAGCAUCUGAAAGACCACUGAGUGAGAAUCGAUGGCGCAGAGGCCCGCUUGACAGGACAAUAAACCACAAAGAAGGGCCUUUCCACCCGCUUCCCGCCCCGAGAGGCGCAGCGAUGCCCCGGCAGAGGGAGGCGUCUCCGUCCCGCUGCCCCUGCCUCCGCCUGGCAUCCACCCGCCUCCAGACGCUGCAGCCCGGCCAUCCCUUCCCAUGAGGCCGCCGCCAGAACUCAGCACGACCGCUCUGCAUGGGGCCUCUCACAUGAACUGACAUGGAGGAUGAAGAUGGGACUUGUCUACUUGACGUGUUGUGUGACCCCCAAGCCCUGAACGACUUCCUUCAUGGGACCAGUGAGCUGCACGCUGAAGAGCUGCUCAUUAACUCCUCCUCUGGGGAGCCCUCCCUCUUCACAGAUGCCCCGAGUCCCGUCUCUCUGCUGGGAGACGAUGGGGAUUCCCCUGAUACGCCUCCACCCGAGUGUGUGGAUCUGUCCUUCCUGGAGGAGGCUCUCCUGUCAUCUCCCGAGGGUGGAGAGGACCCACACACUGUGCAGGAGGGGCCACCUGUGGGGACUGGAUGUGAGGGGAAGAAGGGGGAGGCGGGGGAGGCUGAGAUGGCGUGUGAUAUCCUCCAGCAGAGCCUGCAGGAGGCUGAGAUCACUGAGCAGACCAUGGCUCUUGAAGCAGGCCUGGCACAGACGGGGGACAGUUUGUCCCUGUACUCACCCACCCCUCUUCUCUCGCCCCCCUCUGUCCCAUUCAUACCCAAGUCUGUGACCCUGCCCGUCACCUCAGUGAUGACCAGAGACACCCAAGCAGCAGUGGAGCCCCCCCAGCCCUCCCUCCUGGCUGUCGGACCAGGCUGUCCCUCUCUAAAACCUGCGGCCCCCCCUCAGCUGAUGGGACUACUGCCUGGAAACGUCUUUCCUGCUCCAUCUUCAGACACGUCCUUCUCCUUAAAUCCCGCUCAAGGUUCCAGUAUGAUUAUACACAAGACGGUGUCUGGAGUCGGAGGCCAUCCCCUCAUCGCCCCAACGCUCAGAGCUGCAGCAGCACCAGCACCAGGCAUCCUCCUGCAGCACGCCCCUCUGCCCAUACAACCCAAACUUCCUGUCAGCAUUCAGCCCAGAUUGGUUCAGAUCAGCCCCAAGCCUUUAGGGCAGAAACCGGCUCCUGGUCUCACAUUCGUCCCUGGAACCGCCUCGUCAAAUAUUUUACUGUCCCAAGCUCCGGGCCAAAAGGCUGUGGCUUCACAGCAGCAGCCGGCGCAGCAGCUCUCAAAGCCAGUCAGCCUGCAGCUCGUCAGCCAGGGGGGCUCCUUUGUGCUCCAGCCUCAGGGACUCUUCCAAGGUCAGAACCAGUUCCUGCUUCCAGGCCAGUCUCCUGUUACCAUCUCCCAGCCUGCCAGAGCAGCCCAACCUUUGCUCACCCCCAGUCCCCACGGCCCAGCAAUUCACAGCGUGACUCCCGCCACCAGGCAGCUUGUAGACGGCUCUCAGAUCCUAACCAUACCCCACAGACAGCUGAACUUCAGCCCGGUCUUCACCACCCCCACAGGGCAGCUGGCUCUCCGCCAGGCCACUGUGCUUUCAGGACCUUUACAGCUGCAGUCAGCUCCUGCUACUGUCUUCCAGAUGCCAGCACAGCUGGCUGGAGCUUACACUCCAGGAGGUCAGGGACCACAAACCACACUGGUGCACAGUCCUGCUCUUGGGAACCACAUUACCUUGAUCAACAGUUCAGGAGUCCUUUCCCCAGACCUGACUUCCAUCUCUAUAGUCAACGGCCCGUCAGUGGUCAGGGGACUGCCGUUCGUUGCUCAGGCGCCUGCUUCUCAAGCAGGAGGGCCUGAAGGUCAGCUGAGCCUCCAGCGGGCCUCUGUGGUUCUGUUACCUGAGAGGACUGUUCCGGAAGACCGGAGCAACUCAGAAGAAACCUUCCAGCAACUACAGCAGCCCUUUGGACACGUUGUCCAACACGUCUCCAUCCAGCCCACCUCAGCAGGACCCCGCUCCUCUCCUCCUCCUGUAGUUACAGUUUUGCAGCCCCCCCCUGGGCCGGAUCCAGCUGUGGAGGUGACCAAACUUUUGAUGCCCCCAGCAGACAUGAGCCAAGUGAUGGAGGAGGUCACCAAGUCAGUGGGUCAGAACCAGACCUUCAUGCCACAUUUACAACAGCUUAGUUCCCCCGUCUCGUCUGAACUCCUGGACGGAGCUCUACCGGCGGUGCCGAUGGAGCCGCUCACCCCCCUGGCCACAGACGACGGAGAGACUCGACCUUCAACUGGUCUGGUCUAUGAACAAGAGGUCCAUGUGAUGUCAGGACAGUGUGGUGAGGUGUCUCCACAUCACCCAGAGCCUGAAAACCCUCCCCUGAUCUGUUCCCCCACUCAGACAGCAGCGUCCUCCCCCCCUCCUGGAUCUGAGAGCUUAAUCACCCAACACUCAGCUCCCCAGGAGCACAGCGAACCCCAAGUCCAGCACCAAGACCCCCACCAGCUUCAGGUCUCAGAAGCAACACUAGCAGAGACCCAGGUAGACAUUCAGUCAUCAGUUUCCCAGCCUCAGGCCCAAGUUCAGGUCUCAGAUUCCCAGAUCCAGUCUCAGAGCUGCACCUCAGUCCAGUGCAGCCCGUCAUCUGUGAGUGUCAGCGUCACAGAGCCUCGGCAGCAGACUGCAUCUAUGCCACUGUCUGCAGGAGGAGAUGAUGCUGCCGUCCAGCAGUUCACACAAACCAAACGUACGCCUCCUGCUCCUGAGAGGUGUUCCUCUGUCCAGAUGAGCAGACAGAUGGGCGAAAAGCUUGUUCCUGUGGAGCUGCGGCGAGAGGAGAGGCUGACUCCAGCAGCGCGCAGACACAGAUUCCAGCAGCAGCUGUGUUCAGAUCACAGCUCAGUGCAGAACCCGCUCACGAGGCCAGUGUUUGGCUCUCUGAAGGAUGUUGUCAGGCGCCUGCUGCCGUACCACACCUGUGCCGGUCACCUGCCCACUCCAGAGGACUUUCACCUAGUGGACCAGGAGUUUGACUCCGUGUCUGGUUUCCUCCUUAAACGCACCAAGGACAUGGUCAACAAAUACAGGCAACUAUUGGUGAAAGAGGCCCAGCAAGAGAGCCCAUCAGCGGAGAUGGUGAUGUUGGAACGUCUCUUCCUUCAAGCGGAGAGGUUCUCAUUAGCAGAAGACAGAAGGCGAGCUUGUAGAGAUCCAGAAACUUUUAUGACAGCCCUGACCACGUCAACGUCUUCCCCCCAUGGAGCCCAUUCCUCUGGCCCCUCCCAUUCACCUGACUCCUCCCAGUUCUCAGUCCCCGCCCACAUGUACCCCUCUGACAGCCCCUCUCCUCCUUCAGCCUGGACUCGUCUGUCUGAACGCCCCCCAGGACUAAAGACGUACUGCUCCAGCUCGCGUGGGGCCCUCAGACUUACCAUCAAGCAGGAGUCCGGUUCUCGUAAAGUGAUCCACAACUCGGCCUGUGACCCAGGACUGAAGCGAGACCACACAGGGCAGCUGACCAAUGGUGGUGGUGGAGGAGUGAACAAACGGCCCUCUCAGGCAACCAACGGAGCGGCCCAUUGUCCUCAGCAUGAUGAGAUGUCCAAUGGAGCUUUUACUGCUUCCACUACUAACCAGAUCCAACAGACAGCUUCCAAUUCCAAAAUAAAAGCCCCAAAUCCCUUUUCUAUAGCAGACCCAGGGGAGGUUUGCUUUGAGUUGCCUCGCAGAGACGUCAGUGCCCCCAAACGCAAAUGCUACAGGCUGGACAUGUCUCCUCGGCCGGAGCAGCAGUUCGACACUUCAACUCUGCCUCUCCAGGAAGACAACAUGCUCAGCGAACAUCUACAGAGUGCCAUCGACAGCAUACUUGAACUCCAGCGCCUGCAAGGCCCUUCUGCAGCCCCAAGCAGGGCCUCAGCAGGCCCUUCUCUGGACCAGGCUGUCACCAGCAUCCUGGAGGGACACCUGUGAGGUAAUGUAACCCGACAGACUAAAGGCUCGUGGACGCGUUCCCAGAGGGUGUCAGAUGUUGCUUUAACUGAUGAUUAAGAAGAAAAAUCUCUAAAGCACUUAGAGACGCAGCGCAGACAUCAGCACUAAGGCUAGUCCCGUAGGUGUUAGAAACUUCAGUUUGAUGUUUGUUUGUGGGGGGAAAUCUAUUUGAAUAGGAGCUCUAUUGUUUCAGUGAUAGUUGAGCCAUUCAGAGGUUUACGCGCUGUUGUGACCUUCUUCAACAUAUAGAAUAUAAGUAAUAGUGGAGACAAAAAACAUGGAGUAGACUGAGAUUAUUUAAUAGUAUUUUAUAAACCUUCUUUUAAAGUUGGGAAGCUUUUCUUUUGCAUUGUGCCAAUCUUCCAGGGUACUUAUUUUGAUAACUUGUGCCAAUUGUGUUCUGGAUUAGGAGGUGUUUGUGUCUGUUUUCUUUUAGGUUUGAGAGAGAGAGAGAGAGUGUGUGUGUGUGUGUGUGUGUGUGAGAGAGAGCUUUAGAUCCUGUUAUGGGGCAGUACACACACAAAAAAGUUCACACACUCCGUCAUUAAUGAAACUCCAAAGACUUUAUGAUUUUUUACAUCUUGAAUACACCAGCAGACAUCUGUGUUGUCUCAUCACAAAUAUAUUAAAAAAAACCCGAGGGGCACAACGUUCAUUAGGCAGUUGUAGUUCUUUUAUUUUGAAAGUCCAGACCCUUACUGUGAAGUCUAACUGUGAACCGUUGUUGGUUUUGUCUGUUUUCAGACGAGUAGUGUACCAUCCUGUCCAUAUUAACAUGUAAGCAAUAAUAAGUUAGGAUGAUUGUUGGAGCAGUGAGGAAGAGGAGGAGUCUGCUCCGUCACUGAUGAAGGAUGGAGACAAAGAUUGUGAGGCGCUUUUUGUCAUCAAAGCCGUUGUAGUUUAGAAAAUGUUUCAAGGGCUUCAUGGUGGCUUUUUAGCAUCUAUGACCAUAAAAAUAUCCAGUUUCAGAAGAAAACCCAAGCAGCUGGAGCCUCAUCAUCAAACAGCCUUUUACCAAAAACACAAGGAACCAUCUGCUUCACAGUGAGCGCCAGUUUGUUUUAAUCACUGGUUUCUAGCUGAGCUAAAUCUUUAUUUAAUGCGACCAUCGUUGAGCAAUAUGAUUUCUGCAGCCUCUUAUGUUUAUUGUGACAAUCUUCUGUGUUUUUAUAAAAAUGUGAGUUCUG